AUGGCUACCGAGCAAGGAUAUAGUUGCCUCGCUGAAGGCUCUGUGGAUGUUCCAACUUCCAGCCCUGAAGGCAGCCUGAACCUCAGUCCUUGCAGCCCAGGUUUUUGUCUCAUCUCCCCUGCCAUUACUGAACCCCACUGGCUGACCUCUGCACCACCACAGCCUGCAUCACCUUCAGAAAUGAAUAUCACUUUAGAAGAGCUCCUUGCUCCCAUUACUGAAAAGCUCAAGUACUUGCUGAAGAAAGCGGAAGACUUCCAGACAUACCUGCUAUACAGUAGAGACAGAAUGCAGAAGGAACAAUUUGCCAAAGCAAUGCCCACAUUCCUGCAGAUGUGCCAGCCCUACUUCCACUAUCUGGAAUCCACAGCAAGAAGCUGCACCCCUUAUUUAAGACCUCCCCAGGAGCCAGUGCGGAGGCGGCUCCUGGAGAUCUCCCAACAACUGGCCUGCCAACUUGAGCAACUGGUACUGAUGUACGCUUCUUUCAGCUUUGUGUCCCUCGAAGACACAGACCCAUUCAGUGUCUCAUGUUUCUUCUGUGGAAAAUUUUGGUUGAAUGAAUCACACCAAGUUUCCAUCUUCCAGUACUGCAUCUCAGCACCUUACACAGCUGCCCAUGUUCCCCGCAACCUAUAUAAGAAGAUGCGCUGGAACCUUGACAUUUUGGAAGGGCCUGCUGGCCGGAAUCAAACACACCGCACAGAAUACUAUUUCUUAUGCUUCCGAGAUACGGGAGAUGAAACAACGGUGAAGAUGCAGAAGCUCUGGUCCAUUGGACGCUGGGUGCCUGUGGACCCUGACAGUGAGCACAACUCUGAUGUGCUCUCCUGGGUACUGUGUCGUCAGCCCAAGGGGGACUACCAGCAGCUCCUGACCGUCGGCUUUGAGGAACCCUCCCACACCUCAGCGACAGACCUCUUGGUGCAGUUGCUGAAUGUGCAAAGUUCUGGUCUGUUUAACUACAGUUCAUUUGAUGUUGUAACAUCUUUAUAG
This is a messenger RNA of Gekko japonicus, 996 nucleotides long. Its product is annotated as chromosome unknown open reading frame, human C19orf67. Bases 1 to 996 code for a protein of 331 amino acids. NCBI's taxonomy places the organism in Eukaryota, Metazoa, Chordata, Lepidosauria, Squamata, Gekkonidae. The record is from RefSeq and is a predicted model, not a curated record. The transcript is spliced from 7 exons.